Molecule: messenger RNA, 1324 nt
Organism: Rhododendron vialii
Lineage: Eukaryota; Viridiplantae; Streptophyta; Magnoliopsida; Ericales; Ericaceae
Product: expansin-A4-like
Exons: 3
Coding region: 114-890 (258 amino acids)
Biological process (GO): plant-type cell wall organization
Cellular component (GO): extracellular region
Source: RefSeq, a predicted model, not a curated record
CCUCUGCCCCCAUAAAUAGGAGUCCCACCUUUCACCCUUCUCCUCGCAGUCUCACUCUCCAACUCUAAUAUCUCUCUCUCUCCCUCUCUCUCUCUCUCUCUCUCUCUCAAGCAAUGGCUGCUCUAGGAGUCGCCUGCAUUUUUGCUCUGUUUUCGGUUGUGACACUUGUUAACGCCCGCAUUCCGGGUGUUUACAGCGGCGAGGGGUGGCAGAGCGCUUAUGCUACUUUUUACGGCGGCAGUGAUGCCUCUGGAACUAUGGGGGGUGCAUGUGGAUUCGGAAACCUGUACAGCCAAGGCUACGGCGUGAACACGGCGGCUCUGAGCACGGCUCUCUUCAACAACGGCUUGAGCUGCGGCGCUUGCUUUGAGAUCAAGUGCGCCAACUCCCCGCAGUGGUGCCAUGCGGGCAGCCCGUCCAUAUUCAUAACCGCAACCAACUUCUGCCCGCCCAACUACGCCCAGCCCAGCGACAACGGCGGGUGGUGCAACCCGCCCCGGGCCCACUUCGACCUCGCCAUGCCCAUGUUCCUUAAGAUCGCCGAGUACCGCGCUGGCAUCGUCCCUGUUUCUUACCGCCGGAUUCCGUGCCGAAAGCAAGGAGGGAUCAGAUUCACGAUCAACGGCUUCAGCUACUUCAACCUGAUUCUAAUCACCAACGUCGCGGGCGCAGGGAAUAUCGUGAAGGCCAGCGUCAAAGGGUCCAAAACCGAAUGGAUGAGCCUGAGCCGAAACUGGGGCCAGAACUGGCAAUCCAACGCCGUUUUAGUGGGCCAGUCGCUCUCCUUCCGGGUCACAGGCAGCGACCGUAGAACUUCCACUUCUUGGAACGUGGUGCCUUCCCAUUGGCAGUUCGGCCAAACUUUUUCUGGGAAAAAUUUCAGAGUCUGAUCAUAAGAGAAACAAAUUUUCUUUUCAAUCAUUCUACCUCCGCCUUCAAUUACACACUCACCCUCAUAAUAGAGGUGGAGCCCAUAUAUACUACACAUCCAAUGUGUGUGGGACCCGCCUCUAUUGUGAGUAUGAGUGUGUAAGUGGGUGUGGAGUUAGAAUUUUCCUUUUCUUUUACGUUUUUUCUGGUUUGCAUUUUUUUUCUUUUUCAUUUUUUGUUUUGUCUCCUUUGAAAGAGAGAAUCGGUGGGUUGUGUCUGAGUAGUGGGACUUCACUUUUUUUCCUUUCUACUUUUUUUUAUUUAUUACCGAGAGUAGUAAAAGGGCCGAAGCGGUUGUAAUAAUGUAGCCCGCGGCUCUUUUGCUGUAGUAUUCAUGGAUGAUGAACUGAUGACUAUAUAUGAAUAUAUAGGAGUAUAGUUCUUUGGGAAGUAA